GUCGAUAGGCUUGUGUUUCCAUCGCAGUCAGAAGACACGCGGGUCCUGAUUUUCCGUUUGCUUUCUCCUGUACUUUCAGCUUCCAGUGCCAGAAGACCGGGGGGUUUACACAUCGAAAUUGAAAUGAAAAUCUAUGGACAAACCUGUCUGCAAAUUGCCAACUAAAACACCAGCGAAUUAUUUUUCCUGAUCUGCAUAUCCUCUUAGCCACGUUUUUUUUAAUUUAACGGAUUAAAUGGAGCUGUAUGGGAAGAUGGCAUCUACACAGGAUUCCCGAUAUGUUCAGAAGGACACAGCUGACCAGAACUUUGACUACAUGUUCAAACUACUGAUCAUUGGCAACAGCAGCGUUGGGAAAACUUCAUUUCUCUUCCGCUAUGCUGAUGAUUCUUUUACAUCUGCCUUUGUAAGCACCGUAGGUAUUGACUUCAAGGUAAAGACAGUCUUCAGGAAUGAAAAAAGGAUUAAGUUGCAAAUUUGGGACACAGCAGGACAGGAACGUUACAGGACCAUCACCACAGCCUAUUAUCGUGGUGCAAUGGGCUUUAUCCUAAUGUACGACAUCACAAAUGAAGAAUCUUUCAAUGCAGUACAGGACUGGUCAACCCAAAUCAAGACAUAUUCCUGGGACAAUGCACAGGUUAUACUGGUUGGCAAUAAAUGUGACAUGGAAGAUGAAAGAAUAGUAUCGAUGGAGAGAGGAAAGCAGCUGGCAGACCAACUUGGCUUUGAAUUUUUUGAAACCAGUGCCAAGGAUAACGUCAAUGUCAAGCAAACGUUUGAGCGCCUUGUUGACAUCAUCUGUGAGAAGAUGUUGGAGAGUUUGGAUACAGAUCCUACUGUUGCUGCAGGAAAACAAAACACAAAACUCACAGAGAACCCACCCCCACAGCAACAAAACUGCGGCUGUUAGUGACUUGUCCAUAGACAUAUGGAGGCAAUCAAAUUGUGUCUAUAUCGCAAAAAUUAGUUCUUAGUUAUUAGUACAUGAAAAUGUAACUGUUUGGCAUCUAUAUAAUAUUAAACAAACCAAUCUAUAUUUAUUUUUUGCUAGUCUGUGCUCAGUACUGUUUCCCAAGACCUCUUGCAUUAAUACUGACACUUAGUCAACCUUUACUUAUAUUGGUAUUGGUUCUGCAUUUUUUCUGUAGAUUCAAGGUUUGUGUGACUGUUAACAGGAACAGUGGGUUCCUAGGAACAAAAGCUUCCUAGGCUCAGUGUACUACAUUUAUAAAUUACUUAAGAUUUCCCUGUUUACUAGAUUUAUGUGGCCUUUCAAGUAUUCUCUGGAUGAUAAAUCGAAGAUUAAAAGCCUAUCCUCAGUCUGCACAAAAUUGAAUUCAGCAAUGGAAAUGAAUGCAUUUAAAUUAGUGAGUUAACUCAGUUGGGUGGCUUGAAUGUGUAUCCCUCGUCUAGUAAUAAGUAUUCAUGUGCCAUUUAAGGUGGCAAUUCCAAUUAACAGAGUUCCUUGAUGAAUAAUGAGUUAUAGUAAAAAUGUUUUCAAUAUAUAAGUCAGCAGUCUCAGAUCUCACAUUACUUGACAUAUGUUAAUGUUGUGAAUAAACUAUUGACGUGUGCUGACAAAAAAAUGCCAGUUCAAUUAUAGAGUGAUGCCCUGCUCCGAUACUCAAAUGCACUGAACCAAGUGUUUUAAGAUCACUUCCAGAAAAUCCACCUCACAUCACUUGAAUUUCACCAAGAGGGAGCUACAAUUCCACUUGUUCAGACUAACUGUUGAAUCAUUGGGACAACUUGCAUAUUAAAAUUGAUUUCUUCAAACAUUACUAGAAAGCAGAGCCAAGCCCUCUAUCAUUAAAUAUUACCUAUUAUAGAGCAUCUCCAAUGAUCUGUCCUGUGAGAUACAGUGAAAAUUGUCAGCAGUUCUUAGUUAUUCUUUUGUGUGUGUCAUUUAUUGCCGUUGGAAAAUGUAGUGGGAAUAAUUCUUCUGUGACCACUAGUACUAAAUAUGUGCAAGAGUAUCAGCCAUUGGUUGUACAGAAAGCUGGUGUCUGAGCCAAAUUGAUCCUAGACCAUGCCGCAGAUCAUCAAAUAUGUUGGAAAACAGUUGUAAAAAAUAAGAAUUACUAAAAACUUUAAAACGUUAAAUUCUUUUCAAACACAUGAAACUGCCCUUAAUUAAAAACAUGAAUGCACAUUGAAGUAAAUAAUGAAUAGAAAAAAGCUAACCUAUUAGAAUGGCUGUGGAAGUGUCAGCUGCUCCAGCUGUGGCUGGUGUAAAGCUGAGGGGCCAGGUACACAGUGUAUCUAAUUCUUUAGUUCAACAACUUACGGGGCAUCCUAGAAGUGGGCAGGGUCAUAUGCUCCUGCAUCUGACCUCCAAUGCAUUCCCAACAUCCAUGUGGUUGUGUGCAUGUCCGCCUGUCCAGAAUGCACUGCUACAUAAAUAAAAGCUAAUUAAUGGCUCUCCACAGAGAGACUGGUGCUCCAGCCCAUUAUUAUUCUUAGGGCUGGCAACCAAAUAUUCUCCCCCUAAUUCUGGAGCUGGAGACUGCAUUGUAAUUUUAGCAAUGCUGGCUGCACUUUCUAAUCUAGGGCAAUCUGUUACAGCCUCAGUUAUAAUUGUUUGUAAUAUAUUAGCAUAGAGAGAAGAUUGAAUGUAAAACUCUUUAAAAUGUCAUGCCCUUUAGCAAUCUUAAAGAAAAAUUAUUUCCACUGAGAAUUUACAUCAUCCUUCACAUAAUUUUAAUGCUAGUUUGACAAUUUUCAAAGUCGCUCAGAAACCUCAGAGGAGUGUUUUGCCAGCAUUUAAACUACAUAAGUAAAACAAAUCAAGAAGGUAAGUAUUUUUGUGCAAAUAAAUAAUGUAUUGUGAAUGUGUAAUAUUAAAUGUAGUUAGGGUUAUCUUUCUGAUGUCUGAAUUUUUUUACCUGAACGGAGCAAAUGUAAAAUGAUGCAUCGGUGCUGAAGUAAUCUGCGUUUUAUACUUUUGUGUAGCCUCUGUAUUGAGGGACAAUAGGCCACUAAGUGCAAUAUUUCAGAAUAUAUAGUGCAUUUCUAAUUCAAUGCAGAUAACUGUGCAAGGUUGUAUACAACAGGGCUUGAAGUUAACAAACUUUAGUAAUAAUUUUUGUUUUUAACUUGCCCGGUCAGUUUUUUAGCUAUUUGCGAGCUAUUGGUUGGUCAGGUAACAUUGGGCAUAAAAUUUUGCCUUCUUUUCUUAAACAUUGUUCCAAAUUUUCUCUGUUGACUGUAGGAUGAAUUUAUGCUAUUUUCACAGUUCUGGCAAAUAAGAACUGAUGAAAUUGAAAACUUCACAAUAUUCACUCUUGAUGUCUACUGUAACAAGUAACAGUGAACUUGCUUCAAAUUGAAUAGUUGUAAAGAUGACUAAGUAUUUAGUUAGUAAUAAUAUUUUACACAUGUGUAACAGUUAAAUCUAUUCAUUAAUCUAGAGAAACAUUUAGUCUUACCCACCAUUAUGAGCAAAUGUCUCUCAAAUGACUACAAAGAUUUGCUACCCACCUCAUACAUUGAAUACUCUUGAACAGUUACAACCUGUUCUCAAAAUAUCAUAGUGCACCUUGAUGUAGUGCUUUUUUACAUUUUAUAUUCUCCUUGAAACUUACAUAGGAUUCACUUCACACACUUUCUUUCAGGAUUGAAGAGUUUUUCCUCAUAACUCAGUCAUCUGAUACUGGGAUUUUAUUUCAUAACUGUUCAGUACCUCCAGAAAUUGAAUAUUUUCCUUGUGUCUUAAAAUCGAUGCCAGUUCAAGCCCUGGUAAUGAUACAUUAGAGCCAGUAUCUGCUAGCAUGGUGUGUGAUUUGCGAAUUCUCAGAGAUAUUUGUGGGUCUUAUGUAAUUGUACGUGGGCAUAAUGUAAAUCAGUUUUUAAAAAUGAUAUUUGUACUGAAGUUACUGAAUUUCUGUGUCACUCUCAGUAACUACUUUUUGUUGGAAUGACUGCGAACUUUUAUCUGUGUAUAAAUGUAAAACUCUUCACUAGACUAUUGCAUGUAUGUUUGAUUGUGUGAGAAUGGUUUCAUUGAUGUAACUUUCAACAUUGUUCCUUAAGUCUUAGAGUUCGUUAUGUUGUUGACUAACAAUGAGGAAUGAGUAUGUUGUACAGUAGUAAUUCAUUUUUUUAUUUUCCGGGAUUGGGAAAAUACUGGAAUUCAUUGCUGGGACCUGAGAUGAAAUCUAGCCAAUAUUAAUGAGUUACUAAUGACAUUCUUACUUCCUGACUUUAAGCAUCCACAUGAAAUAAGUUUUGGCCAUAUUAACAUAGUUUCUAAUGGGUGGAUAGUUCAAUUCUGACACUAAUGGGUGACCUCAAAUUGAAAGGUUGACAGAAUAAAAUCAACAAAAGCUGGUGAUUUUUAUGAGGAUAGAACUCAGCCACAUUACUAUUUGACAUGGGAUGAUGCUGACACUAGACAUUGGGUACCCAAAAUAACAGAAAAAAUUUCUCUCGUGAAUUUCAUUCACCUCCCUUUACACAAAAUUGUUUAUGUUUAUUUGAAAAAAUCUCACAAUUUUUCAUGAAUUGAACAAGAAGUCUGCACAUUAUGGUUGAACUGAUCCUGUAGUUGAAACAAGACAAUAUGGUACAGGUAAUAAUCAAGAAGUGUAAUGGGAAUGGUCCACUUGAAUGUAGUUUACAAAAUAAAAGUUAACAAAUCAAAAGACAAACUGCUUGAAGAACUAACCCUUCAAGCAGCAUCAUGAAAUAUGGACCAUCCCUUUCUCUCCACAGAUGCUGCUUGACCCGCUGACUUCUUCCACCAGUUUGUUUUUUUUCUCCAGAUUCUAGCAUCUGCAGUCUCUUGUGCCUCUGUCAAAGGUUAACGGAUAUUGUGCAGACUGAAGAUAAACAGGCUAUUAUUUACUGAGGCCUUUCUGACAGAUAAACUUGAAAUGAAGUACAACUGACUUAUUUCUGUAUAUUCUACAAAAUCUACUACUGCCUUUUUAAAAUAUUGUUUCAAGCUUGCAGGUGUUAUUAGAAAUGUAGUUACCAUGAUUACCGUUAAAUAAUUAAAACUCCUUGACUCCCUUGUCCCCUGCAACACCCGUUUGACCAGAAUAAUACUGCCUGUGAAAGCUUAGUGAGGUGGUGCCAUAUAGACCUAUUGAAAACAGCUAUUUGAUCAAUGUUGUAUUCCUUUGUAUAAACAUAAACAUUAAAAUUACCUUGUUACCUAAAUCUGAAAGUUAUGUAUGUGCACAAUAUAUUUUACCUCUCUUGUUGGAAUUUAGACUGUACAGUAGACCAGCUAUUUUGUGUUUGUCUGUGAAAUAUGUAAAUUAAUGUGUGUGUUUGAAAGGAAAAUAAACUUGCGGAGACGAUAUCAGUCGUAUUGAUA
Messenger RNA from Pristis pectinata (smalltooth sawfish), 5326 nucleotides. RefSeq names its product RAB3C, member RAS oncogene family (gene rab3c). NCBI's taxonomy places the organism in Eukaryota, Metazoa, Chordata, Chondrichthyes, Rhinopristiformes, Pristidae. Gene Ontology annotation, cellular component: endosome; synaptic vesicle; plasma membrane. The transcript is spliced from 5 exons. Gene Ontology annotation, molecular function: GTPase activity; GTP binding. Gene Ontology annotation, biological process: protein secretion; regulation of exocytosis; protein localization to plasma membrane. The record is from RefSeq and is a predicted model, not a curated record. Bases 236 to 913 code for a protein of 225 amino acids.